Molecule: messenger RNA, 4932 nt
Organism: Meriones unguiculatus (Mongolian gerbil)
Lineage: Eukaryota; Metazoa; Chordata; Mammalia; Rodentia; Muridae
Gene: Vwa3b
Product: von Willebrand factor A domain containing 3B
Exons: 27
Coding region: 334-4098 (1254 amino acids)
Source: RefSeq, a predicted model, not a curated record
CACGAUUGGCGGUGUCCUAGCAACCGUGGCGCUGCGGUUGUCAACAGAGACAGGACUCCUGCAACCCUGGGCUCCGGGCGGGGACCCUUCGCCAGCGCCAGCGGACGCCACAGCCUGGUCGAGCCGUGGGAUGCUGGCCGCGCCCACCUGCUCUGGUCAGCGAGGCCCCGGAGGGUGGGAGGGUCGCUGCUGAACGCGAGCCGCCUGGCUUGCAACUGACAGAUCACCCAGCGGUCCCCUGACUUACAGAUGAAGAAAUCAGGAUUGCCUUCCUGCGUCACCUCGGAGCAACAGCAGUAGAGACAAGAGAGGCCGAACAAGAGCAGGACAGGCAUGGCUGAGCAGAGUCUCAUUUCAUCUGAGAGAUGGCUGCAACUGUACGGGCUCAAGAGCAAGAAUAAGCUGACCCUGAAGCAGAUCCUAGCACAGAUUGGAUUCCCGCAGAGUGAAGAUUAUGUGACUUCCCUGAAGAGGCUUGUGGCUUCUCGGUAUGCUGACGGCCUGUUCCCACAGUUCUACACAGCAGAAGACGGCCGGGUAUACAAUCUGACAGCAAAGUCAGACGUCAUCUGCCGGUUAGUGGAUUAUCUAACCGAUGCUGUGGAGAGCUACAAAGAUCGCUUGGACUGGCUCACCAGCGGGAGCCGGCAGAUUUUUGGUGUCAUCUUGGAAGAGAGCAUCACCAUUGUGCUGGAUCUCAGCGGCGUUCUGAAGGAAGAGCUUAACCUGUGCCAGGAGGCCCUGACAAUGGUCCUGCAGGAGCAGGUGGCUCUCAUCUCCCAGUUCAAUAUCAUAUGGGUUUCUGAAGAGCCAGUAAAAUGGCAGAAGCGUUCCGUGGCCGUGACUAAAUACUCCAUAGCUGCUGCCAUCAGCUGGGUUGAGAAAAUGAUUUUUAUGCCAGUGUAUGUGAGAGAGUGUAGCGGUCUGGAUGCCCUGCUGGAGGCUGGGAAAGACAAAACUAUCCAAGCCAUUUACUACUUUGUGGUGGGGGAUAUUCCUGAGAUAUCCCAGGAACUUCUUUCCCUGAGGGCUCCGGAGAUCCCAUAUCCAGUCUGUACGGUGUCCUUCAACGCCAGAGGAGAAAAAACUGUAGCCUUCCUCAAAGAUCUGAGUGCCCAGACCAUCAGCAGAUUCCACGCCUUUGCUGAGAGAACCAACUGUCUAGAACUCUCUGCAAUCUCCACAGAAGAUGAUGACAACCCAGUGACUUGUAAUUCAAGGAAACUGAAAGGGAGACUCCCUCCAGGGGCUGGUGUCAGAGAGGAUGUGUUUCUCAUUUGGAGAGAAAUGGAAGAAGCCUGCAGCUUACUGGCUCAGUUCCGAAAGCUGGUGGACAAGCCUACAUCUCAGCUGAAAGGGCCCUCAACAUACUGCAGAACAGCGUCUGUCGAGAAUAAGGAGAAUGUAGAAGACACCUGGGACUCACGGAUGUGGCUGCAGAAGUAUGGCUUGAAGGCUCAGAAGUUGACCUUCUAUGACGUGCUGGCCGACUGCUCCUUCCGCCAUGUUGACGGCGUCGUUGACAUAAAAGCCAAGCUGGAGAAUGAAUCUGGGCAGCCCAGUGCGGACACCAAUAAAAAGACAAUCCAUGCCAAAUACUGCAGCAAAUUCAUCCACAUGCCCUGGAAGGACGGCAGCUUGGUCCAUGUCAACAUCACCAAGGAGAAAUGCCGGUCGUACAGUGAGAGAAUUCACACAGCCCUGGCCAGGAUCCAAAGGAGGAUUAAAUGGCUACAAGAUGGGAGCAGAGCCCUCUUCGGAAAAGUGCGUGGAGAUCGCAUCUACAUCCUCAUUGACACGUCUCACUCGAUGAAGAGCAAACUGGACCUGGUGAAGGACAAGGUCAUUCAGUUCAUACAGGACCAGCUGAAAUACAAAAGAAAAUUCAAUUUUGUGACAUUUGAUGGUCAGGCAAUCGCUUGGCGGGAAAAACUUGCUGAAAUCAAUAAAGAUAAUUUGGAACAGGCUCAGUUGUGGAUUAGAGACAUUAAGGCCGGAAGUUCCACGAAUACCCUGAAGGCCCUGCAAAUUGCCUUUGCUGACAAAGGGACACAAGUAAUCUACCUCUUGACAGAUGGGCGACCCGACCAGCCGCCAGAGCUGGUGAUGGAGCAGGUCAGACUCUUCCAGAAUAUUCCUAUCUGUGCCAUCUCCUUCAACUACAACGACGAGGCUGCAAAUGAGUUCUUGAAGGAGCUUGCUGCUUUGACAGGAGGGGAGUUCCGAGCUUAUAACUUUGGUUGCAAGGAUCCCAUCCUUCAGGAUAUUCAGGAUGAAGAUCUGAACCUCUUGCUGCAGGAAAUGCAGCAGGGCUACAGUGACCUGGAGAAGAUGCAGGAGCUGUACGCUGAGUCCCUAGUCAUGGACUGGUGGCACAACAGGGAACAGGGCAGCAAGCACCAAAAGGAACUCUCCUCCGUGGUUUCAACUCUGGAAGGAUGCUCGGACACGCCAGCUGGCGAUGCUGACUCCAAGUCUAUUUCCCCCGCACGUGCGUUUAAAAAAUCUUGGUGGAUGGCUUUGGACGAAAAGGCACAGAGAAAGAAGAUGCGCCAUGCAGAAUUGGCCAGGUCAAGCCUGCUCAGGAGCCCGAUGGCCACCUCCAAGAGCUGCAGUGACAUGAAGGCGGAGCCCACCUCCAGCUGCUGCGACGGUGAAGGUGCCCUGAGUGACAGAGGCAAGCCCGAGCAGGGUCCGGCCCCGGGAAACCUUAGUCAUCUUCCUGCCCACUGUUCUGUGCCUGAGAGACCAGAAAUGAACAUCCUGCUGAUGAAUAAGUGCCUAGAUGACAAAUGGUCAGAAAGGCUCAUUGGAAGUAGAAGCCAAGACACUGACAGCAUCUUUUCAGACAGGUCCUCUGAAAACUGGCUGAAAACCCACGGCCUGGUGGCCCGGAAACUCACCAUCAUGGACGCCUUGGCCGGAAGCACCGUGAUCCACAGGUCCAUCUAUGUCCCCGUCCUGAAUAAGCAUGUUGUCUCCAGGGUCUUUGAUGAGGUGUUCCCUCUGACACACGUGUGCAAUGACUCCAAUAAGAUUCUAUUGAUUAACCCCCAAGGAGCCAACCUCAAUCUCUACAAGCAAAAUGUGGAACUGGCCAUUAAAUCUUAUGAAAAACGUUUAAAUAAAAUUGUCUGGCAAGCUCUGUCUCAAGAGGAAAAAGAAAAGUUAGAUUCAAUCAAGCCUAUACAGUAUUUGGAGAACAAGGCAGUCUUGAACAAAGCGCUGGAGCGGCUGAAUUGGCCCAUUUCGUUGAAAGAGCUGUUGGUACUGGAGAAUGAAAUCUUGGUUGGGAAGAUGUACAUCCAGCAGGCCAUGGAGCUCCAGGAGGCUGCCAGGAAGAACCGCGUGAGCAAGGCCCUAGAGGAGCAACAGAGAUUACAAGUGUAUUCAGCAAAGAAAAACAAAUCAAAAAGAGUAGAUUACCUGAAAGGCCAGAGGGUCAUUGCCAGAUGUGAGGAGAAUGGCUUCUAUUUUCCAGGGGUUGUGAAGAAAUGCGUGAGUCCUACGGAGGCCCUAGUAGAUUUCAAGUAUGGAGACACCAAGAUUGUGCCCAUCUCCUUCAUCACACCUGUUGGGGGCGCCAUGCCCUGCCCGCCACUUCAGGUUGGGGAUUACGUGUUUGCCAAAAUCGUGACGAGCAAAGGCUUUGACUUCUACGUCCCUGCCAUCGUUAUAGCUCUUCCAAAUCAGAAUGUGGCAUCAGAGAAAUUCUAUACAGUUUUGAAGUGUAACAACCGCAGAGAAUUCUGCCCUCGGAGCGCACUUAUUAAGAUCAGCCAGAACAAGUAUGCUGUCUCUUGCUCUCAGAUAAAAUCAUCCCCCGCUGAGAAGAACCAUUUAGUAAAGGAAGCAGAGACAAGUAACACUUCCCCUCUCUGGACGGUGAUCGAAGAAGACUCUGGGGAGACCAACCAGCGACACGAGAACCUUAGCAAAAAGAAGAAGGAGCCCACCAAGAGGUCGCCUCUCCAGGAGAUGUUCUCAGAUUCCGACGGCUCUUCCCAUGGCACCAGGUCCCCAGCGUGUGCCCCCACCAAGCCCCCAGAGCGCGCCCCCUCCCCUGAGCCCGGGGUGGGGGGUUGGGAGGCGCCCUGAGCCUGGCGGACGCUUCGAAGCCUCCUUCAAGAAUAGUGUAUGUGAGAGCGUGUCCCCUCCCCUCCCCCAGUUUUCCAAGCCAGCGUAGGUCCCAGCACAACAAAAACACCACCGCCGCCACCACCGCCACCGCCACCACCCCCAGUCAUACUGACAUCCACUUUCCCAGAGAAGGCUCUCGGACCGUGGCCUACGACGCUGCCGACCUCGCCUCCGCAACCACACCAGGAGCACCCCCGCCCUGACCAGAGUCCAGGCACCCACAGCUCAAGGGGCUGCGGAUGGGGCGCGGAAGACCCCUACCGCACCCUAGUGGCAGCAAGCGUAAGCAUGCCACGGUCCUCCAGGCUGCCUAGGCCCCAGCCUCUGGACCCCGCGGAGCAAGCCGCUCUGCCGAGGUAAGGCUUGCCUUCCCGGGCUGAGAGCCAGCUCCCCUCCCCCGGCCUGGCUCUCUACUGUUUCAGUCUAGGGAUUUUUCCGACCAUUCCACAUACACACACACACACACACACACACACACAGGUCCCCACAAAAUUGUUCUCUGCCUUCUGAUACCCUCUGCAAACGGGCUGCCCUAGCCUGACAGGCUGCUGUUGGAAUGUUCGAGGUUCUUUGGGGGUCCACACCCAGGAUCUCAUUUCAAGCUGGUUCUUCCUUUUGUCACACAAUGUGAAGACUGAAAUUAAGAGUUGGUUGGUAGAUUGUCUGAGACCUGUAAGAUUGAGCAUCCUCCAUGUUACUGUUUUCUGAAUUUUUUUUUUAAUUUUGAGCCCUUCCUAAUUGGCAUUGUCUGUAGUCUGUUGUAGGUACCUCUAACUGAGUGCAGAGCCUGAA